ACCAACAAAAGGAAAUUGUUUGUUCCCUCAAUUUCAAGAACAAUCCAUCAAUAUCACCAACACAAACAAAAACACUCAUAGAUAGAUAGUGGCACAACAAAAACCAACUACGUUUCUAGAUGUUCAUGACAUGAUGAUGGGGUCUCAAGAGAGAUCAAGAAAAAAAAAUCUUAGCAUAUGGAAGAAAGCCUUACUUCAUUUCCUCCUAUGCUUUGUGAUGGGAUUCUUCACAGCCACCACCACCACCACCAAGGCUUUGCGAUCUCAAAGACCGCCCCUCUCCUCGCCCGAGCCCUUACUCAACAGCCACACUUCCAAAAGGGCAAGAAAUGAUCAGAAACUAGUGAUCAUAGUCUCUCCAACAAGCAAGAGGAACAAGCUCCUCCGCAACGUGAUGCUUACAAGACUAGCAUCCACUUUGAGGCUAGUGGCUCAGCCACUGGUGUGGGUGGUGGUGGAGCCAAACCCCCCUGAUCCCGAGGUUUCUCAGAUACUGAGAAAAACCGGGAUCAUGUACAGGCACGUGGUAUCUGAUGAAGAUUUCAUCGAUGAGGAUGCGGAGAUUGACCACCAGAGGAACCUCGCCCUCAGCCACAUCGAGCACCACCGCUUGAGUGGUGUGGUCCACUUCGCGGGGCUGUCCAAUGUGUAUGAUCUCAGCUUCUUCCAAGAGAUCCGCGCCAUCGAGGCGUUUGGAGCAUGGCCUGUAGCGAAGAUGGUGGCGAAUAGCAGGAAGGUGAUGAUGGAAGGGAGGGUGUGUGAUUCAUGGAAAUGCCAUUUCAACAACAUUCAUAUCUCAAGUUUUGCUUUCAACAGCACCAUUCUGUGGGAUCCUGAGAGAUGGGGAAGAAGAACUUUUCCCACUCAAGAUGCACCACAGAAUUCACUCAAUUAUGUGAGAAAGGAAGUUGUCGAAGAGGAAAGCACGUUGAAGGAUAUUCCAACGCAGGGAUGCUGUAAAGUUCUACUAUGGGAACUUCAUAUUCCAAAGAUGCUAUAAAAUGGAAUCGAUGAUUUUUUCUCUUCUUCAUUUUCGAUUCGUAUGCAUAUAUAUAUUGGAGUGUGAUGCGAGUUAUCUUGGUUAUUUAAUCUAAGAAAUUGGAAGGUGACAGUAACUCAAGUUGUUAUAAUAGCAAGGCUAGCAGACGCUCUAAUAAUGAUACAGAAAAUGGCUUUCUACAUCCAAGAUUCAGUUUUUAUUCCAAUUAUAUUGUUCAUUAAUGAUAAUCUUAAUUGUUCCCAUUUUCAGUGUUUA
Molecule: messenger RNA, 1255 nt
Organism: Salvia splendens (bonfire salvia)
Lineage: Eukaryota; Viridiplantae; Streptophyta; Magnoliopsida; Lamiales; Lamiaceae
Product: beta-1,4-xylosyltransferase IRX9-like
Exons: 3
Coding region: 131-1000 (289 amino acids)
Biological process (GO): plant-type secondary cell wall biogenesis; glucuronoxylan biosynthetic process
Cellular component (GO): Golgi membrane
Molecular function (GO): galactosylgalactosylxylosylprotein 3-beta-glucuronosyltransferase activity; xylosyltransferase activity
Source: RefSeq, a predicted model, not a curated record